Messenger RNA from Dinoponera quadriceps, 4374 nucleotides. RefSeq names its product cell division cycle protein 27 homolog (gene Cdc27). Gene Ontology annotation, biological process: cell division. Lineage: Eukaryota; Metazoa; Arthropoda; Insecta; Hymenoptera; Formicidae. The coding region runs from base 1 to 2502 and encodes 833 amino acids. Gene Ontology annotation, molecular function: protein binding. The transcript has 13 exons. The record is from RefSeq and is a predicted model, not a curated record.
AUGAUCGUGCAAGAGCCAGUGCAGGCGGCCAUAUGGCAUUGUUUGAAUCAUUAUGCUUAUCCAGAUGCGAUAUUCUUGGCAGAAAGAUUAUGUGCAGAAGUGGACACAGAGGAAACAUUGUUCCUCUUGGCGACAUGUUAUUAUCGUUCUGGCCGAGUCAAACAAGCCCAUGCCUUAUUAUCCCAGAAGGCACGUAGUUCGGCACAGUGUAGAUUUUUAUUAGCAAAAUGUUGUUACGAUAUGGAACAGUAUGCAGAAGCAGAAGCCACGGUAAUCGGCGGGUAUUACAAACAAUUGAAGAAUUUAGAAGAAAUAGUACCGCAGUUAGGGGAGCAGGCAUGCUUUUCUCUCCAGAUAAUAGCGAAAAUUCACUACAAAAUGAUGCGCACCGCGAAGGGCAACGAGGCGCAUAAACUGGCGUUAAAACUGAACCCGUUUCUCUGGCACUCUUUCGAGGAACUCUGUAACGUCGGCGAGAAGGUGGAUCCCGCUAAGAUCUUUCAGCUAGACAAACUGGAUUCCUUCAUCAUGUGCCAUGGUACAGCUUCUACGUGGGACUACGUUGCUGAGCCAGAUCUCAUUGUACCUGGAAAUAAUGCCAACAGCACACCUAUGUCGAAUAGCACUAACAUUACACCCGUGCAGAUGACGACGCUGAUAAACGGCAGCCAGAUGUCGCAGGGGCGAUUAUGUUCCUCGAUGGAGGAGAGCCCGCAAAAUGUGCCCGUUCACUGGAGCAACUGCUCCUCGAUAUCGCCGAGGGCUAAACUGUCGCGUUAUCGCAACAUGUUCAGUAACCCUAUGAGUCCACUCACACCCAGCUUUGGCAUCUUGCCGUUGGAAAGCAAUACACCCGAACCGGCUGUACCACCCACGCACACAACUCUUACGGAAGCGAACGACCAGAAGAGUUUGGCGAAACGCGUCAGGGCUCACGUUGGGCAAUUAAUAUCGAAGAAGGAGACGCCGUUGCAACAAGGUAAACCGGUUUUUUCUCAGUCGGGUAAUGCGAGCAAUACUGCCAAUAUUGUGACAGUGACCGCUACUCCGACGCCUCCAUCACCAACGCUACAGGGCACCAACGUUAGACGCUCGUCACGGCUCUUCAGCCACCACCAUUAUUCAGUGAAGGAAAAUAAUAAAUCACCUAACAGGAAUAAAUUCGCCACUCCGAAGUCUCCCUCCCGCAAGACGAAAGCGAGACUCGCCAAGACAAAUUUGAACAAGACCAACUUUGAAUUAAACGAGAGAAACAGGAACGAGAAGGAGAAGAGCGAGACAAUCACGUCGGAGAAGGCUAUCGCUAAUACGAACGCGCUGAAUACACAAAGCAACAACAUUCAUUGCGCAGUAACGUUGCAAAAGCAGUGUGCAGAGGGUCUGAUGUCUUUGCUGCGAGAGUUAGGUAUAGCGUAUCAGCACUUGAGCCAGUUCAAAUGCACGCAGGCUAUUGAAGUAUUGAGUAUAUUACCGACGCAGCAUUACAACACAGGUUGGGUACUCUCUAUGCUGGCCCGUGCACACUUCGAGAUGAUGGACUAUAAGAAGGCUGCUAAUUACUUCGCCGAAGUACAACAGUUAGAGCCACAAAGGAUGGAACUGAUGGAGAUCUACAGCACUGUUCUAUGGCAUUUACACGCGGAAGUGCAGUUGUCUACGCUUGCUCAAGACCUAGUUAUCCAAGAUCGCAAUUCGGCGGCGGCAUGGUGUGCCACGGGUAAUCUGUUCUCGGCGCAAACGGAGCACGAAACUGCGAUCAAAUUCUUCCAAAGAGCUAUCCAGGUGGAUCCAAAUUUUCCGUACGCCUACACAUUACUAGGACACGAAUACGUUUUGACCGAGGAACUGGAUAAGGCAAUCAUCGCAUUCCGCAACGCCAUCAGGCUCGAUCCCAGGCAUUAUAACGCAUGGUUUGGGCUGGGAACGAUAUUUUCGAAACAGGAACAGUACAGUUUAGCGGAGUUACACUUUAAACGGGCUUACCAGAUUAACCCGCAAAAUUCUGCGAUAAUGUGCCACAUAGGUGUCGUGCAACACGCCCUGAAGAAAACCGACCAGGCGUUGAAGACACUGAACACGGCGAUAGCUAACGAUCCCGACAACACCUUGUGCAAGUUCCAUCGUGCGAGCAUCAACUUCUCAAUUGGUCGACACGCGGAAGCUCUCCGAGAGUUCGAGGAGCUGAAGAAUAUUGUACCCAAAGAGUCUCUAGUCUAUUAUUCGAUAGGAAAGGUGCAUAAAAAAUUAGGCAAUACGCAUCUCGCAUUAAUGUACUUUAGUUGGGCAACGGAUCUAGAUCCGAAAGGUGUUAAUAGUCAAAUCAAGGAGGCUAUAUUGAGUCCAGGACAAACGGAUGAUGAUUCUCCGGUGACGCAAUCAGAUGAACAACAAGCACAAAAUAGUUCGAUGGAGCAGGAAGUCGAGACGAGCAGGGAAGGGAGCUCCGCGCCUCUCGCAGGGAACGUCGAGCCUCCCGCCGACGACAGCGACGACAGUUUAUGAAAACGUCGCGGCGCGCACAGGAAGAAGGCUGCCGUGAAAUAAAGCGACAAUUUGUAGCGCAUCGUUUAUCCCUCGUAUCUGGUCACUCGAGUCGCGAAUUCUCUAACCGAUCUGGCGCUUUCACGGAAGAAGAAGUUGCUUUUGACGUUCGUCGAAGGUUUAAGUUCAGCGCAUUCGCCCAAUUGUGUCCUUGCGAGAGAACCAGUUCGUCAAGGAUUCGAUCGUAUAGAGAGAGAGAGCCCAUUUGUACACCGUCUCUCCGCGGUUUUGUUUCCUUCGCACCAAAAUCGGACAUCCUGAAUCGCACGCAAAUGCGGUGUCCUCGCCUUCGCGAAAGAAAGGAGGAGGAGGCGGAGGAAGACGACGACCCGUCAUGUCGUAUCUCCCCCCUCCUCCCCCGUCGACUUGUACAUUAGUACGCGUUUGUUUCUGUACAUUUUUUCUUUUUUUCUUUCUGCGUCUUUACUCAGUCACCCUUUGUAUUUCUUCGUUCUUUCGAUCACACCGCGUCUCUCGUGCCUCGUUCCGUUGCGGGCUAAGUCCCUCCGAGUCGAGCGCGAUCUCGCGUCCCUGCAAAGUCGUCGACGUCAAAGUCCGACUUUUGAGCAUAGCUCGGACCUAGAAUAAUCCUAGGGGUCUAGUCCUCACUCAGACAAGGUAUUAGAGAUUUACGGUUGAUGAGUAGAGACUGUACCGCGAGAAGAUGAGCGAACGUAACCGUAAGCAUGUCGUACGUAGCUAGGUAGUGUAAUUAAUUCAUCACUUAAGGAAAAGAAUGAAGUCUUGUGUAAAUGUAAAUUAUUAUUAUAAUAGGGCUAUCGCACGCGAAAGUCACCGUCCAUUGUGGCCGGCUUUCCUCGAUCGUUCGCUGGUUGACGAGCACUCGAAAGUCGUGAGUUAACUGUGUUAUCUCAAACUAUUUCACUUCGGAAACAGUAGAGGCGAGCCGGCCAUGAACGACGUUUGCUUCUCCGAGCCCUGAACAUUACUGUGUAUUUACCGUAAUCUAUUAUUAUUAUUAUUAUUAUUAUUAUUAUUAUCAUCAUCAUCAUCAUUAUUAUCAUCAUCAUUCAUGCUACCAUCGCUAUUAUUAUCAUCCGUACGAUUAUCAUUGUUGAUUUAGUGAUUGUGGAGGUGCCGUUGGCCACCGCUGCCGCGUCGUGCUGCCGGUGGCCGUCGUUGGACGAUCGUGCAAUUCUCGUCGUGAAGUUAAAAUCUUGAGUCGAUCGAAACAUGCGAGUCCGAAACCGAAGUGGUGAUGGUGGCGGUGAUGAUUACGGCGAUUCACUCGCGUUCAAUCGCGUUCUCACACUCGAGACUUCGGUGUCUCUCUUGACCUCCGGUAUCCGGAAAUCAUCGUGAUCCUACCCUCCCCCAACCUGGCAAGUGUCUACAUAUAAACACGCAACGCGCUUACGCUCGCGCUUCACAGAUCGCGAUAUUCUCGAUUGCGCGGGGAAGAGUUUCGCGUUCGCGCGACGUUUGUCUGUCUUUGUGUGAAUUGAUAUUAAGUGUACAACGUAAAUCGCAUCUCGCCGCCCAGUCUCGAGCCCCGUUCACCGGUGCACGUUAAUUGCGUUUCACUCCGGUGCGGCGUAUACGUCGUUUCGGCCCCCGGCAUCGGCGCGUGUAUCGCCACGGCAGAGACGCACACGCAAGAAAUGACUUGUAACGUUUUAUAUUGUACACGCAAUUAAACGGAAGGACACGGUCAAACGGAAAGGAAAUAGAGAAGGAAUUGUCGACUGAGAAAAUGAAAACCUCUAUAUGUGGUGUUACAUACGUGUCAAACACGCGCGAAUCUCUCUCAUAUCUCUCUCUCUCUCUCUCUCUCUCUUCUCGCUCGUAUACCUCUUCCUGUAUAUGUAUAUC